Molecule: messenger RNA, 1188 nt
Organism: Hydra vulgaris (swiftwater hydra)
Lineage: Eukaryota; Metazoa; Cnidaria; Hydrozoa; Anthoathecata; Hydridae
Product: hsp90 co-chaperone Cdc37
Biological process (GO): protein stabilization; protein folding
Cellular component (GO): cytoplasm
Molecular function (GO): protein kinase binding; heat shock protein binding; protein-folding chaperone binding
Source: RefSeq, a predicted model, not a curated record
UAAUUUAAAAAUUGUAUAGCUACUCGGUUGCUUGCAACAAUGGUUGAUUAUAAGAAAUGGGAUCAUAUUGAGGUAAGUGAUGAUGAAGAUGAAACUCAUCCUAAUAUUGAUACCCCAAGUUUGUUCAAAUGGAGACAUGAGGCUCGUAUACAAAAAAUGGGUGACCUCCAAUCAAAAAAAGAUCAGUUGCAAAAGAGUAUUGAAGCAAAUAAUGAAAAAAAACAGACAAUGACAUCCAAAUUAGAAGAAGCAAAAAAAAAAAAUGAUACUGAACAAAUUAAAGUUUUAGAAAAAUCAUUAAAUGAUGUCUUGUUAGAGGAGAAAAAUUUAUUGGAUCAGAAAAAUUACUUGAUAAAAGAAGAGAAGGCAAUGCCAUUAAACGUUGACACUUUAAGUCAACCAGGAUUUUCUAAAACAAUCAUAAAUAAACCUCAAGUAAAAAAAGAAGAGCUGUCUGAAGAGGAAAAAAUGGAGCGAUCGAAAAAGUUUAUGGAAGAAAACAAAGCAGAUAUAAAAAAAUAUGGUAUGUUACAUGAAUAUCACGAUAGCGAAAGUAUGCUGUUGAAAAAUCCACAUUUGGCAUGUGAAGACACUGCUAAUUACUUAGUUGUCUGGUGUAUAGACUUAGAAGUUGAAGAAAAACAUGCUUUGAUGGAAAGAGUGGCACAUCAAACUAUUUGUAUGCAAUUUCUUUUGGAGUUAGCUAAACAACUAGAAAUAGAUCCCAGAUCAGCAAUAAAAAGUUUUUUUCAAAAAAUGCGUAAAGCUGAUGAAACUUAUGAUAAAGGUUUUAAAGAUGAGCUUUCUGCUUUUAUUGGGAGAGUCAAAGAAAGAGCCCAGGCUCGAAUUGAUAAAGCUAUGAAGGAGUAUGAAGAGGAGGAAAGAGCGAAAAGAUUGGGUCCUGGUGGUCUAGAUCCAGUAGAAGUUUUUGAAUCACUUCCUAAGAGUUUGCAGGAAUGCUUUGAAUCCAAGGAUAUUGCUAUGCUCCAAGAAACGAUGUCGUCAUUACCCGAAGAAGAAGCAAGAUAUCAUUUAAAACGAUGUAUAGACUCAGGGCUAUGGGUUCCUGGUCCAACUAGUGAAAAUGAAACAAACAAUGAAACAAGCGCUUGAAGUUUAAUGUUCAGAUUCAGUGUAUUUAAAUGUAACAACAUUAAAAAAAAAAAAACGUUUCUUAAUAUCAACAUU